AUGAGCUCUGUGGCUGAAGAAGGCGCAACGGUGCCGGAUGCGACGCUGCUUGUCUCAGCAGCGUGGGACGCCAACGACCGCGUCCGCAAGAUCUCACUCCAGCUCGACGAUCCUGCGCUGCGAUCCAAGCGGUCGUUUGUCAAGUACGUCAAGGUCAUGAUGGAUAUUGCCUUUCCGGUCGACGUCGCUGUCUACGAGCCGGCAUACUCCGAGUACGUGCUGGUGGAGGCCAAUCCGCCGACCUCGCUCCCGACCGAGCUCAUCACCACCCUGCUUGCAAUCGACUCGUCGGACGAGCCGGUGUACAAGAUCCGGCUCUAUCGGCUUGCACUCGACGAGCCAUUUGCCUGGGGCCGUGCCGGCACGUCGGCUCCAGCCACGCGACCGCCAUCCAGCAAGCGCAAGGUCACGGCGGUGUCGCGGUCAGCGACGUCUACGCGGAUCGCUGCACUCCCAACCAUCGCCUCCGACUCGGUCUCGUCCGACUCGGGCGUUUGCGCGCACGAGAACGAGCUUGUAGCGCGCGGGCUGAGUCAGCAUAACAUGUCUCUCGACAAUCUACUUUCGAUCAAGGCCGCCACAGUCGAUGGCGCAGUCGACGUCUCGCUGCUCAAGAUGUUUUCGGCCGAGCGGUCGUCGCUCAAGUCGUGCGAGACAUCCGAGGCAACAUCCUCGCUCGGGCCCGGAGCGUCAGGCGGUGAGCUGGGCGGAGGCGCCGACAUCGGCUCGGCGGGCAAGCGGCGGUUCCGGCACCGGCGUCUGUUCCCGUUUGAGGCACACGGCGGCCAGGCGGCGGCGCCGCAUCCGUUUGUCGACGGCAACUCGCGGAUCACGGUCAUCGACUACUCGCACGAGAAAAAGCGCAUGUUUGAGGUCGACUCGGUCGACGAGCUGCUCGCGCGGCCCAAGCCCGAGUGGGCGCACGUCCGCUGGGUCAACGUUGAGGGCGUCGACGUGACCAUCCUCUCGCAGCUCGGCGCAGCGUACAAGCUCCAUCCGCUGUCUGUGGAAGACGCGGCGACGCUGCCGCACCAACCUAAGCUCACGCGGUUUCCGGGCCAGUUCUUCCUCCUCCUCUACGCCAUGCACAUGUAUGUCGACAACGACGGCGGGCGGGCGGUGGCCUCGGUCUCGCCGACGUCGCUGCCCGGCGCCACGCCGCUGCAUGCCAACGCGGCAUCUGCGGCGCACGCUGCGGCUGAUGCGUCCGAAAGCGACGACGUGGCCAGCCCGGCAAGCGUUGCCGGCGGCCACGAGUUUCGCGCCGAGCAGCUCUCCCUCUUUGUCCUCCGCGACAUGGUCAUCACCGUGCAAGAGGCCAAGCACCCGCAGUCGACGUACGAGUGCAUUUGGAAGCCCGUGCUCGAUCGUGUCAACUACCCCAACUCGAAGCUUCGCUCUGGCGAUGCCACGUUUCUCAUGUACGCCAUUCUCGACUCGGUCGUCGACCAGGUCUUCCCCAUCACCUCCUUUUGGGGCCUGCGCGUUGAGCUCCUCGAGGAGGCCAUGAUGAAGGCGCCCGACCGCACGCUGCUCGACACCGCCAGGCUGCUGCAGAAAGAGCUCAAGCGGCUGCGCACGCUGCUAUGGCAGACCAACGAGCUCGUCAUCUCGCUCCAUCAAGACACCAACAUGUCGCUCUCGACCCGCGCGUACAUGACCGAUGUCAUGGAUCACCUCGGGCUCAACAUCCAGAUGUGCUCAACCUACGUCGACGCCGCCGCCGCCGUCGUCUCCAUGUACAAUGAUUUCCAGAACGAGGUCAUGAACAACACCAUGAAGCGCCUCACCGUCUUCUCCAACAUCCUCAUGCCGCUCUCGUUCCUCACUGGCACCUACGGCAUGAACUUUGAGGUCCUCCCUGAGCUCACCUGGCGCUACUCGUAUCUGUUUUUCUGGAUCGUCGCCGUCGUCUCAUCCGUUCUCCAGCUGAUAUGGUUCCACAAGAAGGGCUGGCUGUAG
Molecule: messenger RNA, 1962 nt
Organism: Thecamonas trahens ATCC 50062
Lineage: Eukaryota; Apusomonadida; Apusomonadidae
Product: magnesium and cobalt transporter CorA
Exons: 1
Coding region: 1-1962 (653 amino acids)
Biological process (GO): metal ion transport; transmembrane transport
Cellular component (GO): membrane
Molecular function (GO): cobalt ion transmembrane transporter activity; magnesium ion transmembrane transporter activity; magnesium ion binding
Source: RefSeq, a predicted model, not a curated record